Molecule: messenger RNA, 255 nt
Organism: Suillus bovinus
Lineage: Eukaryota; Fungi; Basidiomycota; Agaricomycetes; Boletales; Suillaceae
Exons: 1
Source: RefSeq, a predicted model, not a curated record
GUCAUAAAUCAUGAAUGUUUCCCAUCGUCGAUACCAGCUACUGCCAAUAUAAGGUCCGUCGGCGUUGUCGAACCCCAGUGGAGGUACACUACGUACAGCUCGACGCACUUCCGCACCACUACUCUUGAAAUACUAUGCAUCGCAUCUGGUCGUGCGAGGCUAUGUUUUGAUGAAGAGGACAAUCCUGGAAGGGCAGAAACAGAAGUUAACAUUGGGCAUGUCGUUAUCAUUCCUGCAGGCGUGGGGUACAGGCUU